CGUAAACAACAUUUCAAUGACCUGCAAUAAUUCUUGUAAUAGUGAUUUAAGAGUGAUUUGAAAUGCGGCACUGUCCUCGCUGUUCUGCAUUUGGGAGAAACGAAAUCUGGAGUUUGCAACUCACCUUUCUUCUUCAACACCUUCUUCUCCAUUGCUUUCCCCAAAGAAAAAUAAAAACUAGUGACCAAGAAGAAGAAACAAAGCUGUAAUGAUAAACCACCACCAAUGGGUCUAUCUUGCACUAUUUGUUAUGCUGUUAUUAUCUUUUUCAUAGCCUCAGUAUCCUUCUUUAACAAUGCCCAAUUUGCACCUCCAAUGGCAAAGUUAAAUACUUGUUGGACCAACAAGCCCUCAAUUUACAAUAAUUUUACCGAUUAUCCCAGUUUCAAUCUCACACCCGUCCUCCAAGGAUCAUCCAGUGGCUCACAUUUGAUCUGUGGUUUCUAUUGCCCUACUCAACAAACUCAGGCAUGCCUCUUUGGUGUUGUACUCUUCGCUAGUACAGAUUAUUUUAGCGACAACUCGUCUUAUAUAAUUGCAGCGGAACUAGUUUGGUCUGCAAAUCGGGACAAUCCUGUUCAAAUUGACGCCACCUUACAACUCACUGGAGAUGGAGAUUUGAUAUUGCAUGACGCAGAUGGCACUUUCGUAUGGUCUACCAACACAUCAGGAAAGUCCGUCUUCGGCAUGAAUUUCACUGAAUUGGGAAACCUGGUCCUCUUUGAUCAAAACAAUAAAACGGUUUGGCAGUCGUUUGAUCACCCAACUGACUCCUUGCUUGUUGGCCAGACUUUGUUUCGUGGCCAGAAGCUCACCUCCAGCAAAUCCGCAUCGAACUUGACUCCAGGUUUGUUUUCUUUUAAAGUUCAAGACUAUUACGAGAUGGUGGUGGCUUAUGUAGAAUCCAAUCCACCCUUGCCCUAUUUUCAAUACUAUGUAGGAGUGAAAUAUGUUAAAUUUGAGAAAGAAAGCUUUUUGCGGCACAAAAUCCCUGUUGCAUCAUCAUCGUCAGCUCAUCAUCAGUUCGUAAGGUUGGAUCCUGAUGGGCAUUUGAAGGUAUAUGAGUGGGAUGGACGGAAUUGGAUUUGGACUGUGACGGCUGAUCUGAUGACAUCAGAUAUUGGUGACUGCGGUUAUCCCAUGGUGUGUGGCAAUUACGGCCUCUGUUCUUCACAUGGACAGUGCAGUUGUCUUGAGGAAGCCAUCUACAACAGCACUUUCUGGCAAAUAAAUUCUAGGCAACCCAGCCUUGGAUGUUCCCUUGUUACACCCAUUUCUUGUGACCAUUCUCAAUAUCACACCCUUUUGGAGCUUAAGAAUACUAGUUACUUUUACUUCAAGUUCAACAUCCAAUCCCUAUCCAAAAACUUUAAUUUGGAAGAAAAAUUAGCAUUAGAGGAUUGCAAGACGAGUUGCUUGAAAAACUGUUCAUGCAAAGUAGCUCUUUUUGCACAUAAUUUGGGCUAUCAUUCAAGGCAAGGUUGCUUAUUAUUGUCUGAAGUCUUUUCUCUUAUAAGUAAUGAGGAAACAAUGCGUGAGACCGUUGCUGUAUUUCUUAAAGUGCAGAAAUCUCCGACUACACAGAAUCUUAUUCCUUCAACAGUAAAUUCUCCUCAAAAGAAAUCAAGGCAAGUCAAGAUCAUAAUGGGUUCCAGUCUCGGAGCUUUUUUUGUUCUAUUUUUCGUGGUUGCCUCUUGCAUUUUCUUUUUCAAAAAGAAACAAGAGUCCGAGGAUUUCGAUGAGUUCUUUGUUGAUCAAGUACCAGGGAUGCCUACCAGAUUUUCUUACGAAGAAUUGAGAGCCAUGACAAGCAAUUUCAAUGACAAGCUCGGGGAAGGAGGAUUUGGGUCAGUGUUUCAAGGGACAUUAAGCGAUGGCACCAAAGUAGCGGUGAAGCGUCUCAAUGGUUUUGGUCAAGUUAAGAAGUCAUUUUUAGCUGAAGUUGAAACAAUAAGCAGCAUUCACCAGGUCAAUUUGGUGAGAUUAAUUGGAUUUUGUGCUGAAAAAUCAUAUAGGCUUCUAGUUUACGAGUACAUGUCCCAUGGAUCCUUGGAUACAUGGAUCUUCCAAAGGCACCAGGAGCAAACUCUUGGGUGGCAAUCCAGAAAGAAGAUCAUUAUGGAUAUAGCCAAGGGACUAGCCUAUCUUCAUGAGGAAUGUAGGCAAAAGAUAUUUCACUUGGAUAUCAAACCCCAAAACAUCCUCUUAGAUGAAGACUUCAAUGCGAAAAUUUCUGAUUUUGGAUUGUCGAAACUAAUUGAUAAGGACCAAAGCCAAGUUGUAACAUUGAUGAGGGGAACACCAGGCUAUUUGGCUCCUGAAUGGUUGAGCUCAAUUAUCACCGAGAAAGUAGAUGUUUAUAGCUUUGGUGUCGUGGUGCUGGAAAUGUUGUGUGGGCGCAAAAAUUUGGAUAGGUCUCAGCCUGAGGAAGAUAUGCAUCUGCUAGAUUUGUUUAAGAGGAAAGCAGAAGAGGAACGACUUCUGGAUAUCGUUGAUAAAUACAAUGAUGACAUGCAAACACAUAGAGCAGAAGUUGUGGAGAUGAUGAGGGUUGCUGUGUGGUGUCUACAAAGUGAUUUUUCCAGGAGGCCUUCCAUGUCAGUGGUGGUUAAGGUCUUAGGGGGUUCUGUAGAUGUUCAAAGCAAUUUGGAUUAUAACUUCACAACUCUUGUGGCACGAAGACCAAUUACAGUUGCUGGUCACCAAGGGGAUGCCAUUGGUGCUGCUACUCCAUUAUUUGCAUCAACUUUAUCAGGACCAAGGUAAAUAAAGUAUACUCCAACGAGCAAACUACAACUGGUUGUUUAAAGUUUUUGUUUUCCAUUUCUUAUGUAGUGAACUAUAAUCAAAGAUUUUUAUUUGUGCAAAUCACAAUCCAUGAUACCAGGAUUAAUGGUGUUUUAGGUAGAGUUGAUAAAAUUUCAACUCUCUCAAUAAUAUUUGCCCCUUUUAUUUCUUCAAGUUCUUCCAUCAUCAUUUCCAUAGUACAUACAAAACCACAUGAAUGUAGUGAGCAAGAUUAGAUUUCCCAUAGUUUUAAUUAAAACAUUUUCAAGUUCUAUAGUGAAGGCGAAGUACAUAGAUAUUUUGUGAGAGUAUGAGAGUUUCUCAUGAUUCAAGUAAAACAAGAGAACAUCAAAUUAGUGGUUUACGAUUCAAACUUUAUUCUCCAAAAGAUGUGUCAAUGAAUAGUAAAUUAAGUUUGAAGAAGGAACAAAGGUGGCUUAUAUUU
Messenger RNA from Camellia sinensis, 3232 nucleotides. The record is from RefSeq and is a predicted model, not a curated record. Lineage: Eukaryota; Viridiplantae; Streptophyta; Magnoliopsida; Ericales; Theaceae.